UAGUGACUACAAAACCCUAAUAAAGUUGGCUACUUGGCCUUGCCGCCUAUCUCUGUCUACUAGUUUUGGAUCUCAUCAUCUCAGAGGGGCGUCACUUGGAAGCUGGUAGUCCACGUCAUCAUCGAGAGCUUCACGGUUUUCUUCUUUGAAGCGAACCGAAGCCAUGGCCUUAAUCCUGCAUGCAGGUAAAUCAAACAAAAAUGCUUACAAGGCACUCAUUGCAGCUGAGUAUGCCGGCGUGCAGGUUCAGUUGGCCCCCAACUUUGAGAUGGGUGUGUCUAAUAAAACCCCUGAAUUUCUCAAGAUGAAUCCUAUUGGCAAGGUUCCUGUGUUAGAGACACCGGAGGGUCCUGUAUUUGAGAGCAAUGCAAUUGCUCGUUAUGUUGCUCGGGUAAAGGAGGACAACACUUUGUAUGGUUCUUCCUCUAUUGAUUAUGGCCACAUCGAGCAAUGGAUUGAUUUUUCAUCAUUGGAGAUUGAUGCUAAUAUUGGCAGGUGGUUCUACCCAAGAAAGGGAUUUGGACCUUACCUUCCUCCGGCCGAGGAGGCUGCAAUUUCUUCCCUAAAGAGAGCAUUGGGUGCAUUGAACACUCAUCUUGCCACUAAUACUUACCUGGUUGGACACACGGUGACCCUGGCUGACAUCAUAACAACAUGCAACUUGUAUUUGGGUUUCACUAAUAUCAUGAUCAAGAGUUUCACCUCAGAGUUUCCUCAUGUUGAGAGAUACUUCUGGACCUUGGUUAAUCAGCCAAACUUCCGCAAGAUACUCGGUCAAGUCAAGCAGGCGGAUGCUGUCCCCCCGGUUCCAUCUGCUAAGAAGCCUGCCCAGCCAAAAGAAUCUAAGCCCAAGGCGAAGGAUGAGCCAAAGAAAGAGGCAAAGAAAGAGGCGAAAAAAGAACCGGAAAAGCCCAAAGCAGAAGAGGAGGAAGAAGAAGCUCCCAAGCCAAAACCCAAGAAUCCUCUUGAUCUUCUCCCCCCAAGUAAGAUGGUAUUGGAUGAAUGGAAAAGGCUCUAUUCAAACACCAAAACUAAUUUCCGUGAGGUUGCAAUCAAAGGAUUUUGGGACAUGUAUGAUCCGGAAGGAUAUUCUUUGUGGUUCUGUGAUUACAAGUACAACGAUGAGAACACUGUUUCGUUUGUGACGAUGAACAAGGUUGGUGGGUUUCUUCAGCGGAUGGAUUUGGCCCGUAAGUAUGCAUUUGGAAAGAUGCUCGUGAUUGGAUCCGAGCCACCAUUCAAGGUGAAGGGGUUGUGGCUUUUCCGUGGGCAAGAAAUUCCCAAGUUUGUGAUGGAUGAAUGCUAUGACAUGGAGCUUUAUGAGUGGAGUAAGGUUGACAUAUCUGAUGAAAAUCAAAAGGAACGCGUCAAUCAGAUGAUUGAAGAUCAUGAACCAUUUGAGGGAGAGUCUCUUUUGGAUGCUAAGUGCUUUAAGUAAACAUGUGAUUUUGUUGCAUGAAAUGGUAUGUUCUUUGUUUGUCUUCGAUUUUGGUAGAGUUUUGAUUAAGGUUGCUACAUUUUGAAUGGACGUAAGCAUUUAUAAAAUUACCAGUAUUGAGUUUUAUUUUUA
This is a messenger RNA of Arachis ipaensis, 1570 nucleotides long. RefSeq names its product elongation factor 1-gamma. NCBI's taxonomy places the organism in Eukaryota, Viridiplantae, Streptophyta, Magnoliopsida, Fabales, Fabaceae. Gene Ontology annotation, biological process: translational elongation. The record is from RefSeq and is a predicted model, not a curated record. Gene Ontology annotation, molecular function: glutathione transferase activity; translation elongation factor activity.